Messenger RNA from Diabrotica balteata, 2017 nucleotides. The record is from the annotation of a GenBank genome assembly. NCBI's taxonomy places the organism in Eukaryota, Metazoa, Arthropoda, Insecta, Coleoptera, Chrysomelidae.
GUUCGUUGUAAUGUAAAUUGAAUUUUAGAUUCAGUAAUUUAUUAUAUUAAUUUAUUAUGAUGCUUGUUUAUAUUUCAGUUAAGACUUAACAUUUUUUAUGCCGAUUCAAUUUUCUUACCAAAACUGUUUGAAAUAUUUGAGUAUAUAAUAACAACGCCGUUAAGAUUUGUUUGACAACAAAAGUAUAACCUUAUAAAAUGAUAACUGUUUAAAUCUAAACAAAAAUGGAUUUCAAAAUAAUAAGCAGUCAUGGAAUGUCAUUAAAAAUUAGAAGUAGUUUAGUAGGAGGAACAUGCUUAAACCAAGAAGUACGCUUGUUCGAUUUUGGAAAUGUUGUAGUACGAAAGGAUUAUAUGGAAGAUGAGGGCGUUCGUGUUUUAUCAGGAGGCCCAUAUUACAUUGGAGAUUUCGUUGGAAAAGGAAUGCUUACAGCAGCCAUUCAAGGAGACAAUUUCACAGCUCCAACUUCCAAUCUAAUUUUACGUACAUUGAGGGAGUUGUCAUAUAAUCACAUUAUGGGCACUCUUGUGAUUAUACCUGCUUCAUCAGGAUGUACAUUAAAUUUUGGUCUUGCUAUAGAAAGAGCUAUUAAUGAUGAAUUGGCAGUAAAGAUGUUGACUGUUUCUGACGAUUUAUUUAAUGACAAACACCAACAAAUAUCCCAAAGAACUUUAAGCGCCAUUAUUUUACUAUAUAAGAUAGCUGGGGCAAUGUCUGCUGCCAAAAAAUCUCUUAUAGAAAUAUAUGAGUAUUGUCAGAAAAUGUGUCAGCAAGUACAAAGCAUGGAAGUGAAUUUACCCAACCCAUAUGUGACACCAAAUUCCACAUGUAUGUGUAUUGAUGGUACAUUUAGUAGUAUUAAGGCAACACUGUCACAAAUGGAUCAUACAGUAGCAACUAUUAAGGUACCUUUGGCUACCAUGAUCCACAUAAUACAAGACACUAACAGUUUCAGAAUUGACCCCUCAAAAGUUGUUGAUACAGCAAGGUUAACACUCUGCAGUGGCGAUAAUCUGGUGAUCUUAUUAAAUAACAAUGCAGUAAUCACUACAACUGAACAAAAUAUUUGUGUUAAAGAUGUGCUGGAUUAUUUAACAGCUUUUAAUAUCAAUGUAGUAAGAUUUUAUGUUGGAAAUUUUAUUAAAUGUUCUGAUAAUCCAUCAUUAACAAUAACUUUGUUGAAAGUGGAUGAUAGCAGUGUGUUGACCUAUUUGGAUGCUAACUACGGCAAUGUUCCAGGGUGGAGGGCUGUAAAUCAAAGUAUUGGACCUUCACUGACAACAGCAGUAUCAAUACCAGGUAACUUAAGAAGAAAAGAGCGAAUUACACCACCCAUUAGAGGACCGAAACUUAGUGAUGAAGCUUCAAACAUUAUGUACUUUGCUAUGCAAUUUGCCUGUGAUGCUUUAAUUUCAUGUGAGAAGCAGCUCAAUGUUAUUGACUCCGAGAAAGGAGAUGGAGAUACUGGAACACGAAUGAAAACGGUGGCAGAGCUUUUAAUCAAACGAAUGCGUCAAGACAAAGUCAUUCUUAAUUACCCUUUUACUUUUUUCGAAACAAUGAGCAGAUUUCUGGAAAAAAGUCUGGGAGGUACUAGUGGCUGCAUAUACAGUAUUCUUUUUGAAGCCGCGGCCAAAAGAUUCGCUGGUUUUAAGGAUUCGUUAGAUGUUACUACGGAUAUGUGGCUCGAAUCUUUCAAGGCUGCUGCUGAUGCAUUGCAGAAAUACGGAAAUACGAGAUUCGGAGAAGGGACACUCUACGAUCCUAUUUACAUCUUUUGUGUGACCGCCAAAGAAGAGUUGGGGAACGGCGCUGAUAUUUUAAUAGCUGUUGAAAAAGCAGUACGCAAGUCCGAAGAGGCUAUCAGUAUGACAAAGAGAGAUAAAAAGUAUCCCGAUCCUGGAGCUCAUGCAGUGGGUAUAUGGAUUCGCGCAAUAUUUGAAGGAGUAAAAUUGAGAUGGCCAGUAGAUGUAGCUUGUAUGUAAAAAGGAAAGACUGAAUAAAUGUUUUUAUAUAA